GGCUGCAACUGGAGUCCCUUGUACAGAUGUUAUGGACGCUGCAGCGUAAGCAGGCGGCUCACGCGGGGGGCUCGCUUCAAGUCACAAACCACCUCGCCGCCACGGGGACCGAUGUGGACAUUCUAACACGACUUGCGUGGGAUGCGCAUGCCACUCCGCUGCAGAAGCAGGCAUGCGUGGGUGCGGUGUGCGCCAUUUGCGCCUCCUUCAAGAGCUCCGAGGCUACCCACGUGGCGGCACGCUUUGCGUUGGGCAUGCUUCAAGUGGAUGGUGCCUUGCAGACCGCCACCGCCGCCGCUUUGUCAUCACCACCACCACUGGCGGCAAAGGGUGAAGCGACAGACGUGCGUCGACGGUGGAUGGCGAAUAUCACUGCAACCGAUGCAGAGUGGCGUGUGCGCUGUGAGGCCUCGAACCACAUAAUGGACCUCUUUUUAGAUGAGACGCACGAUGACGCCGUGUACAUCCCACUUCAUGUGCAUGUGGCCCUGAAAUCGUUUUUGGGACCCUUUCAGUCAUAUUUGAAGCGGCGGCAGCAAUUGGUGCGAGAGGCGCAGCGGAACCAUCGUAUCACCCUUCCGGAAAUUGAUGACGCCGCACACUGGCGUGAGGUCGCCGAGAACCUCUCCGCCUUUCUGGAAUACAAGACGCAGCACAUUGGACGUGACCGAUUAUGA
Trypanosoma cruzi is the source of this 677-nucleotide messenger RNA. RefSeq lists its product as uncharacterized. The record is from RefSeq and is a predicted model, not a curated record. NCBI's taxonomy places the organism in Eukaryota, Euglenozoa, Kinetoplastea, Trypanosomatida, Trypanosomatidae. The transcript has a single exon. The annotation marks the transcript as partial.